AUGAAGGCUGCCAGCGUCUUGGCCUUGGUGGCCGGUUUCCUCACAGUUACAGAAUCCAAAAUCUAUACUCGCUGUAAACUGGCAAAGAUAUUUGCAAGGGCCAACCUGGACAAUUACAUGGGAUUUAGCCUUGGAAACUGGAUCUGCAUGGCGUACUAUGAGAGCCACUACAACACCACGGCCCGGAAGGUCCUAGAGGAUGGGAGCAUCGACUAUGGCAUCUUCCAGAUAAACAGCUUCACAUGGUGCAGAGACAAGAGGUUAUCAGAGAAGAACUACUGCCACGUGGCAUGCUCAGCCUUGCUCAUGGAUGACCUCACAGAUGCAAUUAUCUGUGCCAAGAAAAUCGCUAAAGAGACACAAGGGAUGAACUAUUGGCAAGGUUGGAAGAAGCACUGUGACGGCAAAGACCUGUCUGACUGGAAAAGAGGAUGUGACGUUUCAUAA
Jaculus jaculus (lesser Egyptian jerboa) is the source of this 447-nucleotide messenger RNA. Its product is annotated as lysozyme-like protein 1. The coding region runs from base 1 to 447 and encodes 148 amino acids. The transcript is spliced from 4 exons. Gene Ontology annotation, molecular function: lysozyme activity. The record is from RefSeq and is a predicted model, not a curated record. Lineage: Eukaryota; Metazoa; Chordata; Mammalia; Rodentia; Dipodidae.